Messenger RNA from Erinaceus europaeus (western European hedgehog), 2688 nucleotides. RefSeq names its product Wnt family member 5B (gene WNT5B). Gene Ontology annotation, cellular component: extracellular region. Gene Ontology annotation, biological process: multicellular organism development; neuron differentiation; cell fate commitment. Gene Ontology annotation, molecular function: cytokine activity; frizzled binding. The record is from RefSeq and is a predicted model, not a curated record. The transcript is spliced from 5 exons. Lineage: Eukaryota; Metazoa; Chordata; Mammalia; Eulipotyphla; Erinaceidae. Bases 645 to 1775 code for a protein of 376 amino acids.
AGGACCGAAGGUGGGGCACCAGCCCGGGGCGCCCUGAGUCACUGCCCCGCGGCUCUAAGGAACGGGGCCCCCGGGCUGGGUUGGAGUUGGGUUGGCGCUGGGAGCGGAGGCUGGCGGGGGAGGGGCGGGGGGCUGCGGGAGGGGCGGGGCGGAGUGGAGUCCGCCCCCAGCGCGCGGGCCCAGAGCUCAGUCGCAGCCGCCUCCAGCAGCCGCGGCCCCACUACUCUGCUGCCAGCACAGCGCCCGACGGCGGCACCCCCUGGAAACCCCCCAGGUACCCCAGGCCCCCAGCCCCGAGUUUGCGCGGGCAGCGGCCCCUGAGAGCCCGGCCCCGCCGAGACCGCGGCACCUGGACAGCAAGACCCCGGGGCGCUCACCCGACCCGCAGCCACACGGGGCCCCUACCUGGACCCUGGGCUCCCCGGACCCUCGGACCCUCGGAUUCCAGAGCCCGGCCGCUGGACUUCGGGCGCCCUUGCCCCGGCCUCGGACCCCGGACUCCGGAUUCCCUUCUUCCGGACCUCCGACGCACCGGCCUCGGACCCCGGACCCGGCAACCCGGCAACGCGGCCGGCGGCGCAGCGGCGGGACCAACAGGUGAGCGCGGGUGCUCGGCGUGGUUGCAGCAGGGAGCCCCAUUUUGGAUGCUAACAGUCCCUGGGACCUUCCUGUGGCCCCAGGGAGGACUGAGGUCCAUCAUGCCCAGUCUGCUGCUACUGGCUGCCUUGCUGCUGUCUAGCUGGGCCCAGCUGCCAGCUGAAGCCAGCUCCUGGUGGUCCUUAGCCAUGAGCCCCAUGCAGAGGCCUGAGCUGUUCAUCAUAGGUGCCCAGCCUGUUUGCAGCCAGCUUCCCGGGCUCUCCCCUGGGCAGAGGAAGCUGUGCCAGCUGUACCAGGAGCACAUGACCUUCAUUGGGGAAGGAGCCAAGACGGGCAUCAAGGAAUGCCAGUACCAGUUCCGGCAGAGGCGGUGGAACUGCAGCACUGUGGACAACACAUCUGUCUUUGGGAGAGUCAUGCAAAUAGGGAGCCGGGAGGCAGCUUUCACUUAUGCUGUGAGUGCAGCUGGGGUGGUGAACGCCAUCAGCCGGGCCUGCCGGGAGGGUGAGUUGUCCACCUGUGGCUGCAGCCGGGCAGCUCGUCCCCGGGACUUGCCACGGGACUGGCUGUGGGGAGGCUGUGGCGACAACGUGGAGUAUGGUUACCGCUUUGCCAAGGAGUUCGUGGAUGCCCGCGAGAGGGAGAAGAACUUUGCCAAGGGGUCAGAGGAGCAGGGUCGGGUGCUCAUGAACCUGCAGAACAACGAGGCUGGUCGGAGGGCUGUGUAUAAGAUGGCAGAUGUGGCCUGCAAGUGCCACGGUGUCUCAGGGUCCUGCAGUCUCAAGACGUGUUGGCUGCAGCUGGCAGAGUUCCGCAAGGUGGGUGACCAGCUGAAGGAGAAGUAUGACCGUGCAGCAGCCAUGCGCAUCACCCGCAAGGGCAGACUAGAGCUGGUCAACAGCCGCUUCACCCAGCCCAGCCCAGAGGAUCUGGUGUAUGUGGAUCCUAGCCCGGACUACUGCCUGCGCAACGAGACCACUGGCUCCCUGGGCACACAGGGCCGCCUGUGCAACAAGACAUCAGCAGGCAUGGACGGCUGUGAGCUCAUGUGCUGUGGGCGUGGUUAUGACCAGUUCAAGAGUGUGCAGGUGGAGCGCUGCCACUGCAGGUUCCACUGGUGCUGCUUCGUCAGGUGUAGGAAGUGCACCGAGACUGUGGACCAGUAUGUCUGCAAAUAGCCCACUCUACCCUGUCCCACUCCACCCUGCUCACAAAGCCUAUACUAUACAGAUUAUAUGAGUCUAUUUUAAAUGUGUAUAGAUGGGUGGAUGAAUACUAACUAAUUCAGAGGAGAAGAUGCAAAGGAGAAGCUUAUUUAAGAGACACUGGAAAUCUCUGAGGAUUUGCUGGUUCUCUGCUCCCUGUGGGAGGAGGAAGAAGGGACUUUUGUUUGUUUGUUUGUUUGUUUUUUAUUCCUUUUGGCAGGGAGGUUCAGGAUGUGGGGACUUGGGAAUGUUCACUGUCUGCCAUGGCCUUAAGCACAGAGGGCGUGGUUAGAUGGAGAAGAUCAUCAUCUGGAGUCUGCUGGUAAGUGACCCCAGCCUUUAGGCCAAGAGGCCUCAUGGGAGGCGGCAGGAAUUCAGCUAAAAUCUUGAUGUCAUCAGGGAGUCACUAGGUUAUCAAUCUGUACAGUGAAAAGUGUGGUGCUUCUUCACAGACAAACCUCUCCUUGGAUUCAUACGCAAUCCUGCCGGCUCUGCCCUUCCCUGACACACACACGACUCCUUCCUCUAACAGAAUGUUGGCUCCAGGCCAUCUCUGGUCCUGCACCACUCCAGGAGUUGUCCCUCCUCCACAGCUCCCUGCACUAAAGAGAAAGAGGAGUAUGAUGUUUUAGGAAGGACAUUGACUGAAUGUGUGUGCCUGAGCUGCUGGAGAGCCAGGCGGAUAGCUGACUGAGAGAAUGUUCCACUGUAUACUCCCACACAAGGAGAAGAAACUUGCGAUGCUGCUGCUGUUACUUCCUCCAUCACAGGAGGCUUCAUGCUCAUAGGAUGUGUAGCUAGGUCAGGUCCAGCUGGCCUGGCCUCAUCUCUUCAUCUCUGCCCCAGAUGUAUAGUUUCUCUCUGACAUUAAAUACCUGUCACUGAA